AUGCAAACGGAGGCUAGGGUUGGUGUUGCGGUGGACGGUGGUGUACGGAAGUUAGUGCAGAAACAACCGCCACCGCAACAGAUUGGGACGCUUUCUCAGCUCCUCGCCGGAGGAGUUGCUGGUGCGUUUAGUAAAACAUGUACGGCGCCACUUGCGAGAUUAACUAUCCUCUUUCAGGUUCAGGGGAUGCAUUCCAAUGUUGCAACUUUGAGAAAAGCAAGUAUAUGGAACGAGGCUUCAAGAAUAAUUCAUGAAGAGGGGUUUAGAGCUUUCUGGAAAGGGAACCUGGUUACAAUUGCUCACCGAUUACCUUAUUCUUCAGUUAACUUUUAUUCUUACGAGCAUUACAAGAAGUUGCUGAGAACGGUUCCGCAACUGCAAAGUAAUAAGGAUAAUGUCAGUGCAGACCUUUGCAUACAUUUUGUUGGUGGUGGGCUGGCUGGCAUAACUGCUGCUACGUCUACUUAUCCCUUGGAUCUUGUAAGAACGCGGCUUGCUGCGCAGACAAAUUUUAUCUACUAUAGAGGUAUUGGGCAUGCUUUACAAACAAUUAUCAAUGAAGAGGGAUUACUUGGGCUUUAUAAGGGACUUGGAACUACACUAUUGACUGUUGGGCCAAAUAUAGCAAUCAGCUUCUCCGUAUAUGAAAGCUUGAGAUCAUUUUGGAUGUCACACAGAUCGGACGAUUCACCUGUUGUUGUUAGUCUCGCAUGUGGCAGUCUUUCAGGCAUUGCAUCAUCAACAGCAACAUUUCCCUUGGAUCUUGUGAGACGGAGGAAGCAACUUGAGGGGGCCGGUGGGCGAGCCCGUGUGUACAAUACCGGUCUCUUUGGUACUUUCAAGCACAUAUUCCGGACGGAAGGUUUGCGUGGCCUUUACAGAGGAAUUUUGCCCGAAUACUAUAAGGUGGUGCCUGGUGUAGGCAUCUGUUUUAUGACUUAUGAGACAUUGAAGAUGGUUUUAGCGGAGAUUACUACUGCGUGA
Messenger RNA from Lathyrus sativus (Indian pea), 984 nucleotides. The record is from the annotation of a GenBank genome assembly. NCBI's taxonomy places the organism in Eukaryota, Viridiplantae, Streptophyta, Magnoliopsida, Fabales, Fabaceae.